Messenger RNA from Fraxinus pennsylvanica, 2169 nucleotides. NCBI's taxonomy places the organism in Eukaryota, Viridiplantae, Streptophyta, Magnoliopsida, Lamiales, Oleaceae. The record is from the annotation of a GenBank genome assembly.
AUGGCACUACUUACAGACCUCAUCAACCUUGACCUCUCCGACAUCACAAAGAAGGUGAUUGCUGAGUACAUAUGGAUUGGUGGAUCUGGUAUGGAUUUAAGAAGCAAAGCAAGGACUCUUUCCGGGCCGGUCGACCAUCCCUCAAAGCUUCCAAAGUGGAACUAUGAUGGAUCGAGCACAGGCCAGGCUCCUGGAGAAGACAGUGAAGUGAUCCUAUAUCCUCAAACAAUUUUCAAAGAUCCAUUCCGAAGGGGAAAUAAUAUAUUGGUCAUGUGCGAUGCUUACACUCCGGCUGGUGACCCUAUUCCAACGAACAAGCGGCACAGCGCAGCCAAGAUUUUUAGCCAUCCCGAUGUUGAGGCUGAAGAACCAUGGUACGGUAUUGAGCAAGAGUACACCCUUUUGCAAAAGGACGUUAAGUGGCCCAUUGGAUGGCCCCAGGGAGGUUAUCCUGGACCUCAGGGCCCUUACUACUGUGGAAUUGGAGCUGACAAAGCUUUCGGACGUGACGUUGUAGACGCACAUUACAAGGCAUGCAUUUAUGCAGGAAUUAACAUAAGCGGCAUCAAUGGAGAAGUGAUGCCCGGUCAGUGGGAAUUCCAAGUUGGACCUUCUGUUGGCAUCUUGGCUGGUGACGAGUUGUGGGUAGCUCGUUACAUCCUGGAGAGGAUUACCGAGAUUGCUGGGGUGGUAGUAUCAUUUGAUCCCAAGCCAAUCCAGGGUGACUGGAAUGGAGCCGGUGCCCACACAAACUACAGCACCAAGUCUACGAGGAAAGAAGGCGGCUUUGAAGUCAUCAAGAAGGCUAUUGAAAAGCUUGGACAUAGGCACAAGGAACAUAUUGCUGCAUAUGGCGAAGGCAAUGAACGCCGUCUCACUGGAAGACAUGAAACUGCUGAUAUAAACACAUUCAAAUGGGGGGUUGCAGACCGUGGUGCAUCAGUCCGUGUUGGUCGGGACACCGAGAAAGAAGGCAAGGGAUACUUCGAGGAUAGGAGGCCUGCUUCUAACAUGGACCCAUACACUAUCGGCCGGAGAAUCACCGGAAACAGUAAACUUGGAGGGAAAAGUCAGAUGGAUGCUGAUGGAACAUCUCAAAAUCUGAACAAAAACUCUGCAAGGUGGGAUGAGUUUGCUAAACUUAAGUUUGUUGAAUUGUGUGAAGAAGAGAUUUCCAAAGGAAAUCGACCUCGAACCUACUUAUCAAAGGAUGGAUGGGAUAAUUUAGUUAGAAGAUUUAAGAUCAUGACUGGCAGGAGCUAUAACAAGAAACAAAUGAGAAAUCAUUGGGAUUCAAUAAAAUUGGAGUGGUGUCUUUUUAAAGAUCUGAUGCGAGGACAGACUGAAAUUGGCUGGGACGAGGCAAGGAAAACAAUUGUUGCUGAUGACAAGUGGUGGGAAGAAAGGAUUCAGGUGAACGAGAAAUUCAAAAGAUUCAGAAAUAGAGAUUUAUCUUUAAUAUGUAGAUACGACGUCCUAUUUUCUGACGUUGUAGAUACUGGAGCUAGGCCACGUACACCCAAUGGUCGGUUUUAUGUAGGGGGACCGAAGAAAGAGGCUGUAUAUGAUGAAGUUGAAGGUAGUGGUAAUAAUGACGAGUGCUUAAAGUUGAUAGUAGCCGGGCAAUCAAGGGAAAAUCCUGAAAACUACAUGCUUCCUGCAGCCGGGCAAUCAAGGGAAAUUCAUGAAAAUUGCAUGCUUCCAGCAGCUGGGCAGUCAAGGGAAAAUCCUGAAAAUAUCAUAUUUCCCUUAGCAGGGCAAUCAAGGGAAAAUCAUGAAAAUUGUGUAUUUCCCUUAGCAGGGCAAUCAAGAGAAAAUCGUGAAAAUUACAUGUUACCAUCUUCCUCGUUUGCAAAAAGAAAAUCAAGCAUCAGGUCAGAAACAAGGAAAUCGACGUCUUCCUCAUUACGGGAUGACAUUGAGAACCUCGCGAAUUUGAUCUCUGCCAAAAUUAGUGGUGCUGGACCCUCCAUCGAGGAAUGCUUGGGCUUACUACGCAAGAUUGAUGGACUUGCCAUCGGAAGUCCAACAUAUUUCUACGCUUGCAACUUCCUUUGUAACAAAGAAAAUAGGGAAAUGUUUGUUGCAAUUGGAGAUGCUACAGCACGAUACAAUUGGAUUAUGUAUAACUAUAGUAUCUCGAAAUCAAACAAUCCAGGGUUGCCAUGA